Molecule: messenger RNA, 1128 nt
Organism: Sporothrix brasiliensis 5110
Lineage: Eukaryota; Fungi; Ascomycota; Sordariomycetes; Ophiostomatales; Ophiostomataceae
Exons: 1
Coding region: 1-1128 (375 amino acids)
Source: RefSeq, a predicted model, not a curated record
AUGUCUCAGUGGACAAAGGGAAAAUCCAAGCAGCGGGGGCCGCCGCCGGCCCUUUUUGCCAGCUCCUCACCAGCUUCAUCCAGCCUCUCGCUUGCAGGUGGAGACACCGGAAGCGGUGCUGUUGGAGGGACAGCCGGGCAGGGCCAGCCGACCAAUGCCGGGACUGGUAGUGGGCUCGGCUUGGGUGCUGCCGGUGUAUCACCUGGCGGAACCGCGGCCGCUACAUCCCGCAUGCCGUCUCUGCCUACGCUACAACGCACGACAUCGCGACUUAGACAAGAGGUCAGCAACGGAGGUGGCGGCCUGAGCACUUCGGGCGGCCCGCCCCCCGCAUUGUCGGCAAACUCUUCGACCGUACACAGCCAGGGUGCCAGUCAGGGAUCCUUGCUUGUGGGUGGCACUGGAGGCUCGGCCGUGGCAACUCAGGCGAGUGGUGCGUACGCUGCGUCUGGAGGUUCCGCCACCAAAGCUCGUGCACCCGCGACAGCGUUUUCUCUUCCUCUCCCUCUACGCCAUGCUUCCUCGACACGAGCCACCGAUAGGACGGACGCUCUCUGGGCUGAGAUGCAGGCGACGCUUGAGGAGGUGGAGCUGUCGGCGUCCGAAGGUACGCGCGUGUUCGGCCCCGACCACGACCAAAAAUUGGUGGCACUACGCCAAGCACAGAUUGCACUGGCCCAAGCCUGGGCUCAAAACGAAGCGGACGAGACCGGCGGUAUCGGCGGCGAGGGUAUGCUGGGAGAGGGCGAGCUCUCAGCGCACAACCUGCUCAAGGCUGCAACAACAACGGCGACGAGCAUGUCGGGCGGUGGUGCUGGAGGAAAGGACGACGAGGUGUCUGCCGGCGGCGGGCUCAAAGGGGAUGGUAGCGCCGCCACACACUCGAGAGACAACGUCGAGCGCGUUGCAAACCGCCCAUUGGAAGAAGAAACGCAAGUAGAUAUCUUGCUAGCCCGCAAGCGGCGUGAGGCGAACGACCGCUACUUUCAACGUGUAAACCAGGGUGUGUUGGAUGUCGUCGCGAAGCUGGAGGACGUGGCCGACGCAAUGCGGGCUGUCGAGCAGGAGAGCAUGGACAUAUGGGGUGGGGAGAAUGACAGUGAGCAGCAGGAGAGCAUUGCGUCAUGA